AUGGAGAACGGCACCAAACUGGACAGUCCCACUAACAUCUCCUUGGCCAACAAGGACGUCGUUUCCACCAUGAUCGAGUACAAAGCCAUCUCUGUGUUUCUUGUGCUGUUGAUUUGUGGCGUUGGUAUAAUCGGGAACAUUAUGGUGGUCCUGGUGGUCUUCAUAACUCGGGACAUGAGAACCCCCACCAACUGUUAUCUGGUCAGCCUGGCAGUGGCUGACUUGAUGGUCCUGGUGGCAGCUGGACUGCCCAAUGUAUCAGACAGCCUGGCGGGAACAUGGAUAUACGGGCACGCUGGAUGUCUCGGGAUAACCUACUUCCAGUAUUUAGGGAUCAACGCCUCCUCCUGCUCCAUCACGGCCUUCACCGUUGAAAGGUACAUUGCCAUUUGCCACCCUAUGAAAGCGCAGACAGUGUGCACGGUGUCCCGCGCCAAGCGCAUCAUCGCCGUCGUCUGGGUCUUCACCUGCAUUUACUGCAUGCUGUGGUUCUUCCUCGUGGACAUUCAAGUGAACAGGAACCAGCAUGUGGAAUGCGGCUACAAAGUCUCCCGCAACCUCUACCUGCCCAUUUACUUCACCGACUUUGCCAUCUUUUACGUGAUCCCGCUGUUCGUGGCCACCAUCUUGUAUGGGCUGAUUGGUCGCAUCCUGUUUCUCAGUCCAAUCCCCAGUCACCCUGAGAGCGGCACGGAGAGAUGGAGGGAGAAAAGCAGCAAGGAAAAAAACGGGGCUGAAUCCGACAGCAACAGGAUGAAUAACCGAAACCGACCUAAGGGGGCGCUAUCCUCCAGGAAACAGGUUACUAAGAUGUUGGCGGUGGUGGUCGUUCUCUUUGCUCUUCUCUGGAUGCCCUAUCGGACUUUAGUUCUAGUGAACUCUUUUGUGGAGAAUCCAUACUUGGACCCCUGGUUCCUUCUGUUCUGUCGCAUCUGUGUUUAUGCCAACAGUGCCAUCAACCCUGUCAUCUACAACCUCAUGUCUCAGAAGUUCCGCACAGCUUUCAAAAGGUUGUGUAAGUGUGGCCAGGUGGAGACCCAGAGGAGAAACACGUACAUGGCCACCACCAACUACAGCAUGGUUCGGGAUCCCAGCAAUGCCAGGCCUGAGAAGAAGGAAAUGCCACCACAAGAGAACCCAACCAUUGUACCCAAACAAUCCGACAAGCCGAAGGUGGAAGGGGAAUUAUAUUACAGCGUUGUCUAAACUCACCGUUUGCUCUAAACUCCAUACUACCAGCAAAGGUGAAGAUCUACUGUAGGUACAAAAAGCCACUGGUGACUAUAGAACCUCAGGGGCGGGGACUCUCAGAGCAGACAAGAAGAGCCAGGAUUCUGAACCCCCUGAGAGUCCUGACAAUGUGUGCAGCCCAUCUUCAUGUGAAAGAACAUUGUCAUAGCGACACAAACAUGGCUUCAAUAUUACCUUGCUUCAGAGCUGUAGAUUAGGUCUUAAAAUUGGCCCUGUGUGGCCCCAGGUCCC
Messenger RNA from Bufo gargarizans (Asiatic toad), 1482 nucleotides. RefSeq names its product thyrotropin-releasing hormone receptor-like. Gene Ontology annotation, molecular function: thyrotropin-releasing hormone receptor activity. The record is from RefSeq and is a predicted model, not a curated record. Gene Ontology annotation, cellular component: membrane. Lineage: Eukaryota; Metazoa; Chordata; Amphibia; Anura; Bufonidae. Gene Ontology annotation, biological process: phospholipase C-activating G protein-coupled receptor signaling pathway. The transcript is spliced from 3 exons. Bases 1 to 1206 code for a protein of 401 amino acids.